UUGAGACUACUUCAAAGUACCCACUAGGAUUUAUUUUGAGGAAAAAGAGUUCAAGAGGAAGGAGAGGGAAGAACACCCAUUGUAAGUCCACCCAAAGCCUUCCUUCGGAUUCUUCGUCAAGCCAUCGGCCCAACAAAAGGAAGCAAACUUCAUGGAAUUCGGGAAAAUAACUCGUCUUCAAGAAUGAGGAUGACAAUGGAAGCUGAGUUGGUGACGCCAGGACAAAUAUUAGGUAAAGCCUUACAGCUCAAAGCCGGAAAGGGGGCUUACGUUUCAACCGAGAAUGGCACCGUUUACGCUUCUGUUACCGGAUUCCGUUCUCUUAUACCACCGGCUUCUGACUUUGUUGACCAGAGAUCGACAGUCGAAGUUACUGGUCAUAAAGCCCAUGGAGCAGUUCCUCAGCCUGGUUCCAUUGUUUUUGCUAGGGUUACUAAGGUGAUGGCUAGAACAGCUUCGGCAGAUAUAGUGUGUGUUGAUUCCAAAUCUGUGCGUGAGAAAUUCACCGGCAUUAUUAGGCAACAAGAUGUCAGAGCAACUGAGAUUGACAAAGUCGACAUGCAUUUGUCCUUCCGGCCGGGUGAUAUUAUUCGUGCAUUGGUGCUAUCACUUGGAGAUGCACGAGCAUAUUAUCUGUCAACUGCAAAAAAUGAGCUGGGCGUGGUAUCUGCUGAAAGUGUGGCUGGCGGUACCAUGGUUCCAAUCAGUUGGACAGAAAUGCAGUGCCCUCUAACUGGUCAAGUAGAACCGAGAAAGGUGGCCAAAGUUGAAGCUUGAGUAGAUCGAAUCAGAUUGUGUUGCUCUCAAGUCUCAACUGCAAGCACUGUUUUCAUUUAAACUGGAAUACUGAUUUUUGCAGGAGGCAGCUGCCCAAUUUUGCUCUUGUAUUAUAUUUAGUGUUCGAUAGAUUUGCUCCUUUAUAUAUUUGUGUGUUAGCUUUACAUUUUGUUAGAAUGUAGAGGACUUUCUCCUUUCUGCCCACCAGGUGCUGGGGGUUAGUGUGGCGAUAUGAUAGUGUGUAGGUCAAGCUCAGUAAAGUAUUGUUUAUUUUGUAUUGAGCACUUUCAUCAGACCAUUUUUGAAUCUGUUACAUAUUGUUUGAGAGGUUACUACUUUAUGAUUGGAGGAAGUUAUAAGGUAAUGUGUUAGGGGUUGUUUGGUAAUUGGAUAAGAA
Solanum dulcamara is the source of this 1174-nucleotide messenger RNA. RefSeq lists its product as uncharacterized. NCBI's taxonomy places the organism in Eukaryota, Viridiplantae, Streptophyta, Magnoliopsida, Solanales, Solanaceae. The transcript is spliced from 7 exons. Gene Ontology annotation, biological process: RNA processing. Gene Ontology annotation, molecular function: RNA binding. The coding region runs from base 184 to 777 and encodes 197 amino acids. The record is from RefSeq and is a predicted model, not a curated record. Gene Ontology annotation, cellular component: cytoplasm; nuclear exosome (RNase complex).